AUGCCCGACCCAAAGAAUAUGCCAGCAGGCUCCGAGCCUCCGCCGAAUGUUACUUUCACGAAUCCGCGACGGACCACGGCUGAAAAUUCUAUAACUUUACGACACCACCACUUAGCGAGAGCCACAGCCGCUUCAGCCGCUCAACGUAUUCCCGUCAAGUCGCCCCGAAGAAACUCAUCCGGCGAUAGCAACGAAACUGGUUUGAGUGACCCGAUGAAUUGGUUCGACGACUCAAACAAGAAUGCUAAGGGCAACGUGGACAUCCACUCUGCCGACCCACCAUUCUACCAAAAAGAGACGGAUGAUUCUAACGAGGAAAUGGCCAAAUAUGGAUUCUCAUCACAAAGUCCAACGUUCAAAUUCCGUACACCAGGUGGUCGUCCUGGAAUUGCUCACAGCAGCAGCGCCGAGGAUUAUCGGUCUGUUAUUGAUGACCUGACCAUUGAGAAUAAACGUUUGAAGGAACAAUUGAGAAAGUACAAGCAAAUCGGCCCCGAUUCUUUACGACAGGACAAAUUGUUCGAAGUCAAAGUCCAUGGCCUAUCCAGUAGGAAAAAACGUGAGCUGGAGGCUACGCUACGAGAUUUUACAACAAGUCUCGAAGGCUCGAGUACCGGAGCCUCUCCGAGUCGGAAGAAGACAUCAAGUAAAUCCAAAAACAUACAUUCGUCGGUAUCCAAGCAUGCAUCAUCGUCGUCAGGGUCUAAUUCAAGGCCCAUUGAUUCAGCAUACGCUUCUAUGUCAACCGGGGCAAGUUUGUCCGCCCCGUUACUACCCGGGCAGGCAAAGGCUGCGCGACAACGAUCAGAGCAGAAGAUUCAGAGCUAUCUACGAGACAUACCCGAGGGUCUAUGGCAACGACCUGCAGUCAUGACGGAGAAGGACAAGAAGAAACUCGUAGUCAAGCGACUCGAACAUCUUUUCACGGGCAAGAUGGGUGACCUCGCUGAGCAUGUGUCAUUACCUUCAAUGCCCUCCCCUAUCAUUGAGGAUGUCCAGAUGGAAGGGUUCGAUGGUGGAGUUACGCCUGCCGUAAUCCCUAGCGAGGCCAUAAGAGAGGCCCCAAUUCGACCGCAAACCCUAGGGCGGAAGGAGAGCUGUUUACGCGACAACGGUUCCGCGUCAAACUCUCAUUCACAUUCGCACUCAUACUCGAAUGGUGACCAAACCGAUCCCAGGGAUAACGGCAACGGUAGCGGCAGUGGUGGUGGAGGGCAUACAGGCGGCGGCGGAGCAAGCGGUAACAACUUGUCACCGCACGUGUCCAUGCCGCCUCCGGAGCAACGUCCGACACGGCCACGCGACUUGGACCCUGAUCGCAAACAGGUGCCAUCAGAAAACAUGGAUUACAUACGUCAUUUAGGGCUUGUAGCACCCGAAUCUCACAAACAAUACUCCGCACGGGAUGUAUCGCCAGAUGCGGAAGGUUGGGUGUAUCUCAACCUGUUAUGUAAUUUGGCACAGCUGCAUAUCCUUAAUGUGACCCCCGCGUUUAUUCGCAAUGCGGUGUCGGAAAAGAGUACCAAAUUUCAGUUGUCGCUGGAUGGACGAAAAAUCCGUUGGCGAGGUGGAGUAGAAGGUACAAGAUUUAGUAGCGACAGUGGGAGCAAUUCACAGCGCCAAUCAGGUGACGACACGGACGGGUCAAACGAUCAAGAGCAACGAAAAAAACAAAAGACGCAGACGCAGACGCAGAUGCAAACGCAAGGAUUUGGAAAUACUGUCACAGCAUGCAAACCAUCAAAAUUCGGGUUGGGCGUGCACGAUUCGAAUUCCUCGGAAAGUUUUCACUAUAAACCGUUAUUUGUGCACCAUCAGACGUCGUCCUCGGAUGAACAACCAUCAGGCGGGGAUGAGACGGGCUCUUCGUAUGGACCACCUGAAGAAAGUAACCUGGGGUUGAAUAACUCACGAUGGGGACAAAGCGGUGUGUCGAGGGUCUCACAGCGUAAGCGCCGUCGCGACGGUGCAAUCAUUUAUUAUAGCGGGGCACCAUUCUGCACGGACCUUUCUGGAGAUUUUGGUGGUGGGGAAGUUUCUCCCGCAACUCACGAUAUGACGUCAUCGGGAGACCAGGGUCCUAUCAGCCUCGAUAUCCACCGCCCGCAAUUCCGCCCGCAAUUCAGCCGCUCCACGUCAGGAUCAUCACUUCCUUAUAGGCCAUUUAGCAUUCUCCACACCAGAGACACGUUGAUGGAUCUCGAUGAUUCUGACCCACCAGAAUUGAUCGUAGGUGAGACUGAAGAUGAUAUCGAUGCCGAAUUUCCAUGGUCAGAUAGGCAACAGCAACAACGUCGUGCUCCGUUGUUGAACCUUGAGGCUAGUGGCUUAGGGGGGGUGUCUCCUGAAGACCACUUCGUUGUGGCUGUGUUAACACGACGACCAAAAAGCCUGAAAACUGAUUUCAACAAUAGCUCCAAGCAUGAUGAUGAUAAUGAUGAUGAUGAUCACGAUGAUAAUAUCCAAACGAUGCGGCCAAGAGAACUCGAGCGCUUGAGUCGAGAUACGACGGAUUCUAAAGCUGCAACAGAAACAAUUAUUCACAAGUUGGCUACUAUGACAACCGAGUCGCCUCUACCACUAUACAUGCCUGAUGUUAGUGCACACCCAGUACAGAUCGAAUAUAUCACGAGCAGGACUCGUCAUCUUCCCCCUGUACCUCUCCCUCCACCAACCUUCUACUUCCCCGCCUCCGACUCCGAUCUCGAUGACGAAGAUGAUGAUAGUGGCGAAGAUGCUUCUUCAGAAAGUCUGAUGAGUCGCCGUGCUAUUCUCGAGGAUGAUCCAAGCUCGGAUGUUGACCUCUCUGGGAAUGAUGAGGAAGACGAGCAUUCCGACGACGUUCACAUCUACGAUGAUGGUAAUGACAAUAUCUCGCCCGCAAAUGCGAAGGUGUCUGGUAUCAGCAAUCUUGAACCAGGUCAUGACGCUUUGGGUCUGUCCAAGGUUAUUACUGGAAGUUCGGUGGCAACGGCGGGCGGGGCUGCCAGUGGUUAUAAUAGUAGUGUGGAGGAAUUGUGA
Molecule: messenger RNA, 3021 nt
Organism: Hypoxylon fragiforme
Lineage: Eukaryota; Fungi; Ascomycota; Sordariomycetes; Xylariales; Hypoxylaceae
Product: frequency clock protein
Exons: 2
Coding region: 1-3021 (1006 amino acids)
Biological process (GO): regulation of DNA-templated transcription; circadian rhythm
Cellular component (GO): cytoplasm; nucleus
Source: RefSeq, a predicted model, not a curated record